This is a messenger RNA of Rotaria sp. Silwood1, 480 nucleotides long. Lineage: Eukaryota; Metazoa; Rotifera; Eurotatoria; Philodinida; Philodinidae. The record is from the annotation of a GenBank genome assembly.
AUGGCUUGGAGACCAUCUUUCAGUGACGAUCCAUAUGGGAAAACGUACUUUGCAUCAGAUUUUCGUAGUUAUAUACCUAGUUCAGUUGCCUUCACCGGUGAAGUUCGUCGCCAUAAAUUUGAUUGUGAAUUAGCAGCCGCUGCUGCAGCUUAUUCUCGUGGGCCAACUUAUUCAGACUCCACAGUCGAUCAGUAUGCUCGAAACCUUUCAUCGAGAGACAAUUUUCAUUACUAUGGCAGUGCUGCAUCCAACUUUGGUCACGAUCGUUCAUCAGUCAAUCAAGUUUUACAAUCAAGAUAUUAUGAUAAACCAGUUGUUUUAAAUUCACAUGAGGCAUCACACAUUCGAGCGGGUGCUGACUGGUUAGCAGCUCAUAAAGAUGAAUUUAGCAACGGCUUUAUCAAAUCAGCAUCAUCAUUAUAUGAAAAUGUUUACGAUCAAGACGGACAUAAAGUGGUCGAUAGAAGAGCAUUUCGAUAG